Molecule: messenger RNA, 777 nt
Organism: Diaporthe amygdali
Lineage: Eukaryota; Fungi; Ascomycota; Sordariomycetes; Diaporthales; Diaporthaceae
Exons: 1
Coding region: 1-777 (258 amino acids)
Source: RefSeq, a predicted model, not a curated record
AUGUUACAUACGCAAAUUAGACCAACAGGCAUGAGAGCCUCCAGGUUGAAGGGCCAGAGAGCCCCAAACAAGAAAUCCCAACCCCUCGACCCAAUCGAUCUGAGCAGGCGCCUCAACAUCGUCAUAGCAGAGCGGCAACUCGAAGACUUGCAGCUGGGAAAGAGGCCACAAGACUCGGAUUCCGACUUGUCCAAGGCUCGGCGCACACAUGACGUGCGCAGCCAAAAUACCGCGCUACCUCAGGGCGGCAAGAGAUCCUCUCAGCUCGCAGGCCCAAAGACAUCAACAAGAUGGGUCUUCCGGACGAAGCCGGCUGCUGAUUCCUCGCCCCACGACUCGACGGACUCCAGCGGCACGUAUAUCCACGUCCCCAGGCAACCCAAUGCGCCAUCCCAGCGCACUGCAACCAUUCGAGCGACGCGGAGCCAGCAAUGCGUCAGGCAGAAUCAUGGCAGGCCGGAGCAAGCUGGUAAAUACACCAUGGUGUUGGAGGAAUGUAUCAGCGAGCCCGAGAGGGUGCGAUCGGGUGACGCUAAGGAGCGUUGUCCUCCAGACUGGACGCAGGUAGAUUCGACGGAGCCAAAACCACGGAGGCUGCAGUUGUUGAAACGGAUGAGCCCGCUUUCUGUGCUCAGACUGAGACUCGGUGGCGAUUCUCCUCCCGAGGCUGACGAGGUGACGAAGAAUGGCCGAGCUCGCUGCGACGUCGCGCUGAACGGGAGCUCAGUAGGGUUGAAUCAUCGGAAAUCCGGCGUCUUCUCGAAACUACUGCAUUAG